GUUCACACAGAGAUCAUGAGCUACAAACCGGACGUCACGUUGAGAUUUUGUAGGACCAGCUCAGGAGGGGAACGACUAGAGGAUGAAGGAGUUACCGUUCUUACUGAUGCCAACGUGUACCAAGAUAGAUUCAAAUAUGACAUUUGGGAGAAUCCUCUUGCUGUAUGGUUUGCUGCGCAGAACGCAGAUCCACAAUUUCCACAACCUGCGCGAGUCAGAGAGAUCUCUCCCGAGUCUUGGCUAUGGACAGAUGCUUACGUCGGAGCGAACGGCUCAGCCUCCAUCACAGCCACUGUACCAGACACCAUUACGUCAUGGGUGGUCAGUGCCUUCGCCAUCAACUCAAACUCUGGACUGGGCGUGGCCCCAACACAAGCUCGCCUGAAAGUCUUCCGACCGUUUUUUGCCAGCCUCAACCUCCCCUACUCUGUGACUCGUGGUGAGCAGCUGGCACUUCAAGCAAACGUCUUCAACUACCUGCCAGACGAUAUGCAGGUACGGGUGACGUUGGCCGCGUCUAAACGUUUCCACAACAUUUUUAUCGACGCCACAGGAAACCAGGAACUGAAACAGGUUGAUGUUGUACAGGAUGUUAUGGUCAAGGCUGGUGAGGCCAAGUCUGUGUAUUUCCCCAUCGUCCCUGCCGACCUUGGUAGAAUUGACGUGGAGGUCAAGGCCCAAUCCACCAAGGCCGCCGACGCUGUGCGCAGACAACUCCUGGUUGAGGCUGAAGGAGUCCCCAACCAAUACAACAUCCCUGUCCUCAUCGACCUGACAGACGGCAAAAAAACUUUCUCAAAGACCAUUGACCUCACUCUGCCUUACAACGUUGUGAAGGGAUCGGAACUUGUUAGAAUUUCAGCUGUCGGUGACCUGAUGGGUCCAACCAUCGCUGGACUAAGCUCCCUGCUCCAGAUACCAACCGGAUGUGGGGAACAAACCAUGCUUGGCCUGGCAGCGGAUGUCUACGUCACAGAUUACCUGGACUGUGUCAACCAACUGAAUGGAGACAUCAAGACCAAAGCCAUCACCUUCAUGGAGAGUGGUUACCAGGGUGUGCUGAGAUACAAACACAGUGACGGAUCAUUCAGUGCUUUUGGUAACAGUGACAAGUCUGGCAGCAUGUGGCUGACAGCUUUUGUAGCCCGCGUCUUCCACCAAGCCAAACGACACAUCUUUGUGGAUGACAACAUCCUCAACGACGCCAUCCUGUGGAUGAUAGAGCAACAAAAUACGGACGGCAGCUUUCCUGAACCUGGGGUGGUACUUAGCGGUACCAAGCAGGACCAAGCAGGGUCGGGGGUCAAGCUAACCCUGUUCGUACUGUUCUCACUACUAGAGAACCGUGCUGACAUGAAGUACCUGAAUGUUGAUAAGGCAAUACAAAAAGCCCUGGCCUACGCUGAACAGGAAGUUGCCAAGUUGGAUGAUCUCUACGUUCUCGCCAUGGCGUCUUACGCUUUCCAACUGGCCGGCAGCAACAUGACCCAAGCUGUUCUAGACAAACUGGAGGCUGAGUCAACUCAGAAGGACGGCAUGAAGUACUGGCACCAGUCAGAUCAACCGAAGAUCAUCACGUGGCAGAGCCCCAACCCCGCCAAGGCCGUUGACAUUGAGAUGACCGCCUAUGUCUUGCUGACCUACACAAAGCGUGGCGACUUGGUUGCAGGCAAGAGCAUCAUGCAGUGGAUCACCAAACAGAGAAACGCCAACGGAGGCUUCAAGUCCACACAUGAUUCCGUCGUCGCCCUGAACGCUCUCAGCGAGUACGCCAAACAGACGUACAGCAACAAAUUAAAAGUCCACAUCACCACCCAGCUGGACUCUGAGACUACCUACACCUUUGACGUCGACAAGACCAACUCACUUCUGCUGCAGUCUAGAGAGAAUACAAAAGUACCAGCUCAAGUUGUGAUCACUGCUACUGGCUCAGGCAUGGCACUUGUUCAGGCUGCUCUAAGCUUCAACGUGCUGUCAGAUAUAAAGCCAGAACACUUUGAUCUAAAAUUGGAAAUCGUAAAGGAGAAUUUCACAUACUUGGAUGUGGAAACUUGCACAAGAUGGUUAGGAAAGGUCCCAGGAAGUGCCAUGGCCGUCCAAGAGUUUGGUAUCCCAUCAGGCUUUGCAGCUGACCUUGACGACUUGACCCAGCUAGACAACCUAAAGAGAGUCGAGACACGAAACAAGGAGGUUAUCCUCUUUUUCGACAAGAUCGGCACGACGCCCGUAUGUUUAAACCUUAGAGUCAGACGAGUUGAUUUUGUUGCCAAGUCCCAGCCAGCUGCCGUCAGGGUCUAUGACUACUAUGAGCCACGCAAACAGGUGACAGUGUUCUACCAAUCACAACUUCUGAAAGACUCAACCAUCUGUGACGUCUGCCGAGAAUGUGAAAACUGUCCACCACCAACUGAACAGAAAGAGGUCGUAAGUGGCGUAUGGGAUAAAUGCAAAGCUAUCUUCGAUCGGUGUGUGGAAAUAAUCUUUGAUAUUAUACAUCUUUUAUAGCAAGGAAAAUCUUAAAUCAAAGAAAACGUGGCUUUUAAACAAGACUUUGUUUGUAUUACUUUCAUUUGUUUAAAUCUUUUACUAACUUGUAUGAAUAUUAUAAAUCGCUUUAUAUUAGCUUUUAAAUACCUAAUUUUCUUUAUUGGUAUAAACUUUAAAACUUACCAACAACGCUUGAAGAAAUUAUUUGCGUUUUAUGCAACAUGUAU
Messenger RNA from Physella acuta, 2714 nucleotides. RefSeq names its product CD109 antigen. The record is from RefSeq and is a predicted model, not a curated record. NCBI's taxonomy places the organism in Eukaryota, Metazoa, Mollusca, Gastropoda, Physidae. Gene Ontology annotation, molecular function: endopeptidase inhibitor activity. Gene Ontology annotation, cellular component: extracellular region.